AAGGGCCUGAAUCUGAAUUUCGUUUUACACUUCGCUGGCCCGGGGUACAAAACCCUAGUUACCAGUUUGUGCCCUCGCAGCUUCAUAGUUGCAGGUUUCAGUUACGAUCUCGUAGAGCAUAGCAUAACAUUCUACUAUGGCUACUGUACCAGUUAAUCCCAAGCCUUUCUUGAAUAAUUUGACUGGGAAGCCAGUAAUUGUGAAACUCAAAUGGGGAAUAGAGUACAAGGGGUAUCUGGUUUCUGUUGAUUCGUAUAUGAACUUGCAGCUGGCAAACACUGAGGAGUACAUUGAGGGACAGUUUACUGGAAAUUUGGGAGAAAUUUUAAUCAGAUGUAACAAUGUUCUCUACUUUCGAGGAGUGCCAGAGGAUGAAGAAAUCGAAGAUGCAGCAGAAGACUAGACUGAUAGAAAUACUAAUUGUGAUGAGAAACAGAACUAACAUUCACCUGCUUUUGUAUCUUCGGUGUAUGUUUUUGUAGUUAUGUUUUUAAAUCAAUGAUGAUGCCCUCGUGAAUAUUGGGGUGCUUUAUGUGCAA
Messenger RNA from Vigna umbellata (rice bean), 539 nucleotides. Its product is annotated as putative small nuclear ribonucleoprotein F. Gene Ontology annotation, biological process: spliceosomal snRNP assembly; mRNA splicing, via spliceosome. Lineage: Eukaryota; Viridiplantae; Streptophyta; Magnoliopsida; Fabales; Fabaceae. The record is from RefSeq and is a predicted model, not a curated record. Gene Ontology annotation, cellular component: catalytic step 2 spliceosome; U1 snRNP; pICln-Sm protein complex. Gene Ontology annotation, molecular function: RNA binding.